CCCAUCCUUGUCUACACUCGAAAGGAUUUCCAGUAUAGCUAUACCAGCAGGCCCCCUAGUGGAAACCCAGCUUAUAGUGGCAAAACAAUUCUUUUGUUGAUAUAGCUUGUACCAGUUCUCCAAAACAAAAACUCUACCAGCAAAAGGAUUUGUUGCCAGUAUAACUGCAUCUACACUACAAUACUUUUUUCCAGUAUAAAAAUUUCAUAACUCAAACUCCUAAUCAACAGUAUUAUCCAGCAGAACUUUUUGAGUAUAGACCUGGUCCUACAGAAUUUUAGGCAGUCAGAGUGAGCUCCACAAAGGGUACUUAGUGUCACAAACAGGAUGUGGGCAGUCUGAACUAAUGGUCAGAGCAGGAGUCAGGCCAGGACAGAUACCAAGAGGUCAGGGUCCAAGACAGGACUCAGGUGUCAGGAGGCAGACAGGGCCAGACUACCAGGGGUUUAGCAGUAGCUGCAAGUAUUACAGGAGAAGCAGUUCUAAGCACAGGAAACCCAGCUGCAUGGAUAACUUCCUGUCCCUGUGCUUGGUUUAAAUAGAAGCUGGGAAGCAAUCAGGACCCCACAGCGUUCAGCCCAUCAGAUCCCAGGAUUGGAGUCCUCUGUCAGCGUUCUGCUUCUAUUCUGACAACCGUUAAACAGGUCACCGGAUGGCAGGUUAGAACUUACUAGCUCCUGGGAGCCCGGUGCAUCAGCAUUCAGAGCCAUAGUCCCUGAUAUGUAGGUGGCUAAGUCCCAUUUUUAGGCAUCACUGUGAUCCACAAAACACCUGCUUGGCUUCCGCCUAACCCUGUAGGUGCCUAAAGUCACUCAAUGCCUACGUUUUUGCAGUAAGUUCCCUACGCAUCUAUGUUUCUGCCUCCGAGCACAGGCACUGCUGCCUCCCUCUAGGCUCCCAGACACCUAACUUCCAACCCCAGAUCGAUACACAAACUGGGGAAAUAUAAAAUAUAUUACUGGGGCUCUGUCCUUUUAAAAUGACCAUAACAUCCAUGCAAUAAGGAUUUAAAUCCAAGCUAAAAAAAAUCCUCCACAUUCCCAGGAGUUAACUUCACCAAUCAGAAGUUUGCCCAACCUGACCUCAGUUAAGACAGUGGAAUCUGCAGGAACAGCUUUCUCUCCCUGAACAGGGUGUUAAAACAUAUCCUGGAAAGUGGCUCAAGCAAAUGAAAGAUCAGUUGAAAGUCUGAGCACGAAACUGGUUAUGUACGAAGUCAAGGAUUUCAAGUAUGAAUGUGUGGGUGUUCUUGCAUGUGCUGAGGAAAGAAGGAUUUGCAGAGGAGACAAGGGAGAGCUUUGUGUACAGUGCUCACUCUGACACUGCUCAGCCUGUUCUCUGUCUCUCUGCUUCACUUCUGACUCUACAGGAACAUGCAGUGGCUCCUCAUUCUCACUCUCUUCACCAUCAUUUAUAUGCAACAGAUAUGAUAGCAGUAGGAUGUGAGCUCAAUGGAGUGUAUUAUGUCAAUGGCCAGGCCUUCCAGCCCACCCCACUUUAUAAGUGUCUCUGUGUUAGUGGUGCAAUUGGAUGUACACCUGUAUUCACCUCAAAGGCAGCAGCAAGUCAGUGCAUCAUGGUCAAGGGCAGAAGAAAGUCUGGACAUUCCAACUGCGGCCCUGGACAACAGAAACAGCUACAAUCAACAGGCUACAGAUUAAUGCCAGGUUACAGAAUUCUACCACUUGUUUUGAAGGAGAAGUGCUUAGUACAGGCAACUUCUUGGACACCUUGUUCCAGAACCUGUGGCAUAGGUAUAUCCAACAGAGUGACCAAUGAAAACAGUAAAUGUGAAAUGAGAAAAGAAGAGAGGUUAUGUUUCAUUCAACCUUGUCAGACCAAUACAUUGAAGACUAUAAAGAUUCCAAAAGGAAAAACAUGUCAGCCAACAUUCCAGCUUCCCAAAGCAGAGAAGCUAGCCUUUUCGGGAUGCUCAAGCACACAAAGCUACAAACCUACUUUCUGUGGUGUGUGUCUGGACAAGAGAUGUUGCAUACCUAACAAAUCCAAAAUGAUCAUUGUACAGUUUGACUGCCCCAAAGAAGGCUCCUUUAAGUGGAAGAUGAUGUGGAUCACAUCUUGUGUUUGUCAGAGGAUUUGUAGUGAUCCAGGAGAUAUAUUUUCUGGACUCAAGUUAUUAUAACUUACACCAUGGACAGCAGUGUAUUAUCAGGAUGGCAGCAUGCUCAGUUUGAAGAGUUAGCUAAAGAGAAGACCCUUCCACUGAAACCAAACUUGUUGGCAUUCUUCUGUUAAAUACCCUGAGAACAUGGUUUAAGAACAACAUCUAUGUAUGUAAAACAAGACACUCAAAAAAAUGUAAGAAUUAAAUUGUUUGAAGUGCAAGUAUACAUUUGAGGAACGUCUAGCUAACAUAGGGACAGCCAUGGAGGGAAAACUUUUGUAAUUUAAGAAAAUCCACAGGAAUGCAGGGGUGAAUUUGCUCCAUAUUUACACAAAAAACUCCUAGAAAUAGGUGUUUUCCCUCAUCCUCAACAAACAUGUAGGAUGACUACAUGCAUCCGACGAAGUGGGUAUUCACCCACGAAAGCUCAUGCUCCAAAACGUCUGUUAGUCUAUAAGGUGCCACAGGACUCUCUCUUUUACAGAUCCAGACUAACACGGCUAUCCCUCUGAUACAUGUAGGUUUAAAUUAAACAUCCAAGUAACUUAAGAUUCCUUUUUCUACUAACUUUUUUUUGCUGUAAUGAUCUAUCAUUCUUGAUCCACAAGAUGGAUAUUCUUACAGCUACACUGACACAGCAUUAGAAAAAAAGUUUAAUCUUUUGUGAGUUAGAAAAAAAAUUACAUAUUGCAGCAUUCAACUACAAAUGAAUUUUAAGCUCAGAUUCAGUUGUGCACCAAUUCUUAUAUUUUACAUUUCUCCAAAUGCAGUGAAUAAAACAAACAUAUCUGCGCAGGUACAAACGAAAACGUAUAUAGGUUAGUUCACUUCAUUCCCAAUGAACUAUUUUUCUAGAUUUUAAUUUUACAUGUAUACAAUUUGCCUUUUCAUUAUUUUUCCCCACUCAUGACAUUCUGACAAAAUUAAACUUAUAAAAGGAACAAACACUACUUAUCCAAUGAGAAGUAACCUCAUGAUCUUAUGCUAGCCCGCCUUCAUUUUUCUUCCCUCUUCAUGAUAUUUUGUUUCUUAUUUAACCUAGACUGCAAGCUCCUUGGAGUAGGGACCAUGGGUGAAGUCCUGGCAAAACUCCCAGUGACUUCAGUGGGGAUAGGAUUUUACCCUAUGUCUUUUGUCACAAAGUGCCAAGUACAUUUGUAGCGUUCUAUAGGUAAGUUGUUUCACCGGAGUGACUUUCAAAAUGCUUUCUUCCUAAUAAGAAUUGCCUCAACAAAUAUUUGUCUUGCGUAUUUCUGGCUUCAUACAUUGAAAAUUAGAACUAAUACUAUUGUGUCUCGUCAUACUGCCACCAGAGCUCUCUUGAAAGAAACUUGUAAUUAAAAAAAAAUAAAUGUAAUUUUAUGGAUCCAUUUGUAGUUGCUCAAUGCAGUUUUUAAGACAAAAGAGUCAGGAUUGGCAGACAAAUUCUGAAUAUCCACAUAUUU
Chelonoidis abingdonii (Abingdon island giant tortoise) is the source of this 3570-nucleotide messenger RNA. The record is from RefSeq and is a predicted model, not a curated record. Lineage: Eukaryota; Metazoa; Chordata; Testudines; Testudinidae.